CUUGGGUUUGGUUUUCCCGGCCGAUAAUAAUGACGACAUGUAAUUUAUUGCGACGAUUAUCUCUCGUUUGAGCACUCGUAGAAGCAUCAAAAUUGUUCGUGUUGUUGCGAAAAAAUAACUCAAGGGAUGUUCGGUGUGGUCAGAUGGCUUCAGUUAGCAUCCAAAGCACCAGCAAUGUCUUUAAGCUUGCAUCUGAAUUCCAGAAGAGAAUCGGCACCACAGAUCGAGGAAAGGACUACGAACACACCUACAUAGCAAUUUUGAUCUUGAAACUUCUAAACGACGACAAAGUCGAAAACUUCCUAUUGUCAUCAAACGACUCGAGAUUCGGUGCCUUCGACGACGUCGUCGUCGAGAUCAAACUUCAACACGAAACCCAAACCCAACUUUACGCCGUCCAGCUGAAACACAGCGAAAACCAAAUUGUCAAAAGCAGAGAUUUGGUUUCACCGAAAGGAAAUUUCAGCAUUCCGAAGUACCACGACGAUUUCCACGACAACAAGAAGUGUCUAAGUUCGUGUGAUAAACUGAUUUUGUUCACGAAUUGUAAAACGUUUUUGGAUGACAAGAUCCAGUUGACCACCAAGGGGAAAACUUCAGAGGUUGUUGUUUCGUCUACGACGCAAAAUGAUUUAUUGGGGACUUCACCCAAUGGUGUUUGUCAUGAGUUUGUUUCUUGUGAUCAAGACGAAUUUCUUGGAAGUUUUGUUGUGUAUUCGAACCAAGCAAACGUUCAUAAACUUAAUUUGGAUGCGACUUUAUUGUUUCGAACUUUGUUUGGUACAGAAGAAGCGUCGUUUAAUCAAUACAUGAAUUUUAUAGUUGAGUGGAGCUACAAGAAGGGGAAAAAAUACACACUAGAUAAGGAUUGGAUGCAGAGGGUUAUUUUUUUACAAGUGGUGUCUCCAUUCAUAAGACCUCUAUCGUUUUCGUCACAGUCGCAGUCGUCUACAAAUUCCACUAUAGUUUUUCGAAAUAUAGUUUCAGAAUUUCAAUCAACUAUUGUCAGUAAAAACAGCUACAAAAAUAUCAAGGACUUGUGGUCAAACGUUGCCGAAAAUUUUAACCAAAGUGACUUUCAGGAAAUCAGUGAUGUCAAAAAGAAGUACCAGUUGAGGUUAAAGUGGAUCGGUGCCAAAAACGACUUCUAUGGUGAAGAUAAAGAAGUGAGUAAGCUCGUUUGGUUACUAGGGAAGUGUCCACUGGUGGUAGACGGAUCUCCAGAAAUCUACAAAGCAAAGAAAAUUUGCAACGGAGAAAAUUUAGUGAUUCUAGACGACAUUGUCGACAAUAGUGACGUCCAGUUUCAGAAUUUGUCUGAUUUGAAACGUCACACCCAACUUUUUGAGGACGUCUUGAACUCUUGUACGUAUUCACUGGAAGGCCAGAAGGAAACUCCGUUAAAAAGUUUGAUAGAGAUGUGUGACGACACAAUCGACAAGUUGAUUACUGCUGACAAAAUUCUGCAAAUGUUAAAUGGUCCUCUAGUCAUCGGAAAAAAGAAAGAAACUUUGCCACCUAGUCACAUACAAAGACGGCUAACCAAAGUUUUAAUCGAAUUUGGGUUCCUGGAGACGAUAGAUGACGAUAGCGUCGCUGUAGUGGGUGGCGUUCCAAACAUUUCCAAGUUCAAACAACGUCUACAUAACAUAGAAGUUAUUGACAUUAACAUUGUCCACGAGGACCCGCUCGACAAAAAAUUCAUCUACGUCAGUACGACUGACAUAUCGCAAGAACAAUUCGAUAACUUGUGUCAAAAAAAGUCAACAGUGGCGUUCCACCUUUUGAGAUUUCUUGACAAUAACUGUCUCGAGUGGAAAAAAAGUGCCAACUGUGGUGAAAAUCACCAACUUGACGAUUUUGUUUUCAAGAACGAAAACAGUGACUAUAAUAUCCACGAGUCUGAGUUGGGUGCAGACGAAGACGACAUCACUCUGAUUUGUGCUAACCCAGGUAUGGGCAAAAGUACUCUGAUGAAAAGUCUGAAAAUUGGUACCUCGUCGACGUCUUGGGUUAUUCUGAUGCAUGCCAGGAACACCGCUUUGAAAUUUCGGAAAAAUCAAACACAAUUUGAACAGUUCAAAGAACACAUUUUACUCGAGAGUGACAAUGACGAUGUUUGGUAUAGUGAAGUCGUGAAGACAAUGAUCAAUUGUCAUAAGUUUCAGUUGGUGUGGGAUGGACUGGAUGAAGUUUCUGAUCAGUCCUUGGACGCUAUUUUACGAUUAGUGGAGACGGUUAGGAAAAACGGGAUCAAACAAUUCUUGACAUCUCGUACCAACCUGAAGCAACGACUUGAACGAAAAUUCAGUUGUUUUGCUAGAGACAUAAAGGAGUUCAACGAUCAAGAACAGAAAAAUUAUAUAAGAGAACGUCUUCAGAUUCCUUCGGAACAGAUGACUGAGACGUUUGGCAAAAUCAAAGACAAUAUUACCACCUUUUCGAACAAUGAUAUUUUGGGGAUUCCUCUGCAGAUCUACAUGUUGACGGAGUUACUUUCCAGAAAUGAGCAAAAGUACCUGGGCUUGAUAGACGGCGUUUUCACAAUUUUGGAUCUAUACGAACAUUUCGUCGAAGAGAAGUUUCUUAUAUUUUACCAAGACAAAAAUAAGCAAGACUUGACGAUCGACCACAACUAUCAAAAGUACCUAAACAAGAAAAUUAAAACUGUCAAUAAUUACGUAAAUGUAGCUUUUCAUUUAUAUUUGGCAGACGUGUUUACCAAAAUAGUGACUAGGUUUUUCGGCUACAGCAACGAAGUGAGUAACGUUUUGAAAAAGAUUGGAACCAAAGGGGACUCUGUGGGGUUCUUACAAGCCAAUAGUCGAAACGAUUUCGAGUUCACCCAUAACUCCUACGGUGAAUAUUUUGCCGCUUUGCAUCUCUUCAAAAACCAAUCUCGUAAAGCCAAAGACAAAACUUUCAUUUCUGACGGUCGUUUCAGCAAUAUCCGAUUUUUCUUAGACUUGAUGUUGACCAAAAAGAGUAGAGGAUUUGUGGCGGUUUUGUACAAAAAUCCAAAACUUCUGGCACAGUGUACUCAAGACGACUUAAAUCACAAAGACGUCAUUGGUCGUGAUAUUUUGGAAGUAUCUUGUUCGUGGAGUAGGACUUAUCCACUUGUCAAGAUAGACGACUUAAUGAUUGACGAUUGUUUCAAAGACGAGUGGAUAUCAGGUAGCAACAUUCGUACCAAGAGUUUAGAUCAUCGUUCCAUAUCCAAGUUGUUCCUCCAAGUUCAAAACACUCUAGCCCUAUCUACGAAAUUUUUGCUAAUUUUCCUACCAUUUCUGAUACCUGUUUUUGACAAAGACGACUUCCAGCAUGACUAUUUACAUUCGGUUUUGUACUACGCGGUUAGGUUUGAUGUUUCCGCGGUUCUAAAAAGUGACGACGAUUCGUCUUUGGUCAAUGCUUUCCACAAGGUUAAUCCACAAAGCGUUCUAACUUUAGCCCUCCGUUACCGAUCCCUGAAUGUUGUAAAAGACAUGUUGGAAACUAAGUGCAGUUUUGACGAUUUGAUAACCAGUAUUGACUUCGUCUUUGCUAAUUUUAGAACCGAAUUUAAUAUAAUUGUGGUUUUUUUGAAGCGACUUCCAAAUUUCGGGGUGCAGCUGAUGAAAUAUCUGCGGAACAAACCCUUGAGUGGUUUCUUGGAGCUACUGUUGGUGAUUAGUGCCGAAGUGAAGGAACUCGAUUCGGAUGGUCGGUUACCUAUACAUUACGCUUGUGAGGAAGAAAGGGUGGAUCUAUUGAAACUAUUGGUUGAAAAUGGUGCAGAUGUGGGUGUUUUUGACGGACAUGGGAGUUUGCCCAUACACCUGGCGUGUCAACGGAAGUGUAGAGAAAUCGUGGAGCUCUUGGUGGGUCAUGGUGCACACUUGAACAUUCGUGAUGUGAAUAACCAGCUACCACUACACUACGCGUGUGAGUCUAAAAGGGUAGAUUUUGUGCAAAUAUUGGUUGAAAAUGGUGCGGAUGUUGACGCUCCGGACUCAACUGGUUGCCUACCUAUACAUUUUGCGUGUCAACACGACUAUAAAGAAAUAUUGAAGCUCUUGGCGAAACACGGCGCAAAUUCGAACACCCGGGACACCAACAAUAGAUUACCAAUACACUACGUGUGUCAGAAUAGAUGGACAGACAUAUUACCAUUCGUGGUAACAAAUGGCAAUGUUAAUGAAAGAGACACCAACAACCUUCUACCUAUCCACUACGCAUACACAGGUUGGACUUCCGAUAUGUUAACAAUUCUGGUGACCAGUGGUUCCGCAGUGGACAUUCCAGAUGUCAAUGGUCGACUCCCAAUUCACCAAGCUUGUGAUUCUUCUUACAAAGGAGAAGAAGUUGUAGCACUUCUGAUCAAAAACGGUUCAAAAAUUAACACCCCUGACGCAAAAGGUAACCUUCCGAUACACCUAGCGUGCGAAAAUGCCAACCCAGAGAUCGUCAAAGUCCUAUUAGCAAAUGGUGCCAAAGUCAACCGUCUCAACGCAAACGGCGACUUGCCAAUUCACCACAUUUUCGCCAAGACAAGUUUCAUUGUCAAUCUAGAACCAAUGAUAAAACUCCUAGUGGAAGCUGGUUCCAGUGUUAACGCACCGAAUGGAAUUGGUCGUCUACUAAUCCACGACGCUUGCCACAGAGGAAAUCCGGACACAAUCAAGCUACUUGUAGCCAAUGGGGCGAAAGUCGAUGUUCCAGACGCCAACGGUUUGCUCCCCAUUCACAAUUGUUGCGACAUGUCCCUUGGUAACGACGUUCCGCGGAACCAAGUCGAAAUGGUAAAGUUGCUCGUGGACGAAGGUAUCGACGUGAACGUUCCAGACUUGGACGGUUCACGACCCAUACACUACGCUUGUAUCUUCUAUCGUACUAACAAAAUGUUGUUCCAUUUUCUUUUGGACAAGGGAGCUGAUGUGAACCUUCCAGACAUCAAUGGGCGGUUGCCCAUGUACUACGCGAUUCGAGCAAAAGACGUCAUUUUGGUUGAAAUGUUCGUGGAAAACGGUGCUAAAGUGAAUCUUCCUGUUUGUGAAGGUCGACUGCCUUUGCACUAUGCGUGUGAAGAAGCUUCCUGGAAAAUAGUAGAUCUUUUGAUGAAGAAUGGGGCAAAGGUGGAUGCUCCUGAUGUCAACGGGAAACUACCAAUUCAUGACGCUUGUUGCAAAACAGAGUUAAAAGUACCACAAUUGCUACUAAAGUAUGGUGCCAAAGUCAACGUACGGGAUUUUCAAGGGCGACAACCCUUGCACUACGCUUGUGAAACCUCGGACUCAAACAUGGUGAGUUUUUUGGUACAAAACGGGGCAAGGGUUGAUGUUUUUGACGCUCAAGGGUGGCUUCCGAUGCAUUUCGCUCUCAAAAAUCUGUCAUUUUGUGAAGAAGUUGUUUCGUUUUUGACUGACAAAGGGCAAAGUGUUGAUGUUUCGGGUGAAAUCGGGCGGCAACUAUUGAACCACGUUGUGACUAAUGGGCAGGUACAAACAGUACGGUGGCUUUUAGAAAAUGGUGCCUUAGAUGGAGAUGGUGAGCACAUUUUACACUACGCUUGUAAACACCAAAACCUAGACGUGGUCAAACUAUUGCUGGCAAAAGGAGCUAAAUUGAACCUUCCAGACGCAAAAGGUAAACUGCCAAUUCAUUACGCUUGUAAGAACCUGGAAGCAGAAAUCGUACAGAUGUUGUUAUCAAGUGGUUCCGAAGUAGACGUUCCAGACGCUAAAGGUAGAUUUCCAAUUCACAUUGCGUGUAAGAACAAGCGGGUUAAUAUAGUUGGAAUACUGUUAGCAAAAGACGCAAAAGUCAAUAUUCCAGACGCUAAAGGUAAACUUCCAAUUCACUACGCUUGUAAAAGCUGGGACCAUAACCUGGUGCGCUUGCUCUUGGAGAACGAUGCCAAAAUCAAUGUUCAAAGCGCAAAGGGUAAGCUCCCAAUUCUUAAGGCGUGUGAAUAUUGUCACCCUCCUACUAUCAAACUCUUACUAGAAAAGGGUUCAGAAGUCAACACUCAGGACUCACGAGGACGAUUGCCCAUACAUAUUGCAUGUCGGGGAGACUGGCCAACUGUAACACAAUUACUACUAGAGUAUCACUCUGAAAUUAAUAUUCCUGAUGGUGACGGUUAUUUGCCUAUACACUUCGCCUUCGAGAGAAGAAACGUGGAAAUAGUUAGAACCCUGGUGGAAAAUGGUGCCGACUUGAACAUCCCCGACCCGAGAGACCAACUAUUACCCAUCCAUCACGCUUGUAAGAAUUGGUUCACCAGCAUGGUCGAUUUUUUGGUGAGCAAUGGGGCUGAAACAACCAUUCCAGACGCGAAAGGAAAACUACCUUUGUACUAUGCCUGUGAAAACGAUGGUUAUUGCCAAGAGAUAGCACAACUUUUAAUAGAAAAGGGUUGCGAUGUGGAAAUCCCAGACAAUGAUGGUGUGCUACCAUUGCAUUUGGCGUGCCAAAGAGAGAACACCCAUUUAGUUCAAUUGCUGCUAGAUAAUGGUGCAGAGGUGGAUGUUCCAGAUGGUGGUGGUAAGUCGCCUUUGCACUACGCUUGUCACAAAGAAGACCCAGCUGUAGUAAGUUUGCUGCUAGCCAAUGAUGCAAAAGUGGAUGUUUCAGACCAAAAUGGUUUGUUGCCCAUACACCACGCCUCUGAAAAAAGCACGAAGCAAGUAGUCGAGGUGUUGGUAGGUCAUGGUUCGACGAUUAACAAUCUGGAUGCACAAGGUCGACUACCGAUUCAUUACGCUUGUAGGAAUUGUCUUCAUGGUUAUGAUAUCGUCAAUUAUUUGGUGGAAAUGGGUACGACGAUGAAUCUAAGUGACACGGAAGGGGUGUUACCCAUUCAUUACGCUUGUGAUUAUUGGAAAAGAGGCGUAAUUCAGUUACUUGUGACCAAUGGUGCGGAAGUUAAUAUUCCAGAUGGAAGUGGCUUAUUACCUGUGCAUCACGCUUGUAGAAAACGUGAUCUAGAUAUGUUGAAAUUUCUGGUGACAAUGGGUGCUCAAAUGUGUGUUGGUGAUAGCAAUGGUAAGCUACCAAUUCAUUACGCGUGCGAGAAUUGGCACCAAGAUAUAGUACUGUAUUUGGUUCGGAAGAUGGAUAAAGUUGAUGUUCCUGAUGAUAAUGGUCGGCUGCCGAUUCAUCACGCUUGUCAGAAAGGUAACAUGGACGUAGUAAAAAUCUUGGUGGCGAACGGUGCGAAAGUCCAUGUUCCAGAUGCGGCAGGUCGACUGCCUCUCCAAUACGCGUUUGGUAAUAGUGGGAGUGGUUUAGAGGUUCUAAUAUUUCUGAUAGGUGAGGGUGUCAAAAUUGAUCUUGAUAUGUUUCAGAGAUAUAUUGUAAAGCGUCUUAUGUACGAUGUUAUAAAUUUGGAUUGUUAGUUGCGUCAAUUUUUGUGUGUCUAUUGUUUGAUACAUUCGUCGAAUUUAUGUAGCGCUAUUUUCAUUUUUUUAUAUUUUUGUAUUUAUUUGUACAUAUAUACUAGUUUAGGAAAAUGUAUUAUUUCGCCGUUAUGAUUCGUUGCUACUUUAUUAAAAUUGUAAGGAUUAUAAGUAUUGUGAUAACCCAAACAUCCCGCAUUUUUUUUGACAUGUGAAAAAAUUUGAAAGCCCGCGAAAAAUUCAAAAAUUCAAAAAUUUGGUCUUGGCUGUGAUCGUCUAACAAAAUGGAGCCCUUCAUUGCGUUUUUGAAAAAUGGCGUUCAGUUGCAAGUGGUGGACCCCAAGGCAAUCGCACUAUCUCAGUUUCAUUCUAGAGCACAGCAAAAUUACUCAUAGGUCGCGUUGUAGCACGAGCGAAGUUUGGGGCUCCUGGUCGUGGCUGUUCUCCAACCCACGACGAUGAUUACUGCCACACAGCACAUCUCCAUGACGAAUAUACCGUACGAGCAGGCCGUUACCGUCGUAAACUCGUGGUUGGGCCAAGUCGACAACGUCACGUCAUCUCGACCGCCCUUGAUUUCUAUACAAAGCCUGCAUCCUUUGUUCAGAUGGGGCGAUAAAUCCCGCCAGCUCGACUAGGAACCGCGCCCUCCGCUUCUGCCAAGUGUUUCUGUGUUACUUAACCUCAAUUCCAUUUCAAAAUGUUCCAUUUCUGUGACUCUGAUAUUAAACUACAACUGCACCAGUGUCAAGGUUUUAAAGAGCAAUGAACAACAUUUAAAUUCGCCAUAAACUCUCGUGAAAUAUUUAAACAGCAAAGAAUUCUCAUCUGACAAUAAGAUUGAACAUCAGACAAUUUAUAUGAUGGAACACAUAUUAAAACAAAAAGGAAAUCAUACCCAUACCCGCUCAGAUCUCAAUUCUCAAUUGUGAUGAAUUUUUCAUUCGUUGUCAGACGGACGGGCGGGGCUUAAUUGCAAAAUCCAUCUUUCCUUAAAUCCUUAAGGAUUUUGCAGUUAAGCUACGCCCACUUGGCUCAGGACCAAUAAAAAAAUCA
Molecule: messenger RNA, 8438 nt
Organism: Zophobas morio
Lineage: Eukaryota; Metazoa; Arthropoda; Insecta; Coleoptera; Tenebrionidae
Exons: 3
Coding region: 144-7382 (2412 amino acids)
Molecular function (GO): protein binding
Source: RefSeq, a predicted model, not a curated record